AUGAAUGGGACGCCGCGCGUGCGGUCUGGUGGUUUCCCACAGACCCCAGGUACCGUAGCCCCGAGGGCAAGACGUCAGUCUACGCCCACCUCUACACCCCGACAGCACAAGCCCGCGAGGCCCUCGUUGCCGCCCGCCCCCGAGAACAGGGGAGCCGCUGCCGCCGCCGACGACCGCCCGCCCUUGAUCCCCUUGACCGUCAUCGACGCCCCCAGCCAGCGCUUCUACGCCGUCGCCAUAUACUUUGCCCUCUUCGCCUACCGCUUCUGGGACUGGAUAGGCGUCGCCGAGGACGAUGCCGGCUCCUUCUUCCUCUUCCUCAAGUGGGCCGCCAUCGACUUUACCUACCUGUUCCUGGCCCUGCCCGCGUUCAGGAUCCCAUGGCUGGACCUGUCGCAGCCCGUCGUGCUGUUCAUGUACGGGUCGCAGAUGAUCCUGAACUGGAUCUUGAUGUUCAACAUUGAUGUCCCCUUCACGGCCUGGUUGCUGGGCGUCGUCAAGAUCUUUUACGACCGGGAGCUGUCCAUCUCCGAACACAAUGUCAAGGUCUCGAGCAUCCUGCACAACUCGUCCUUGAUCAUGGGCAAGCAGAUCAUCAACAUUCUCCCCGAGGGUUCUGCUCUGCUCAACCCGGGCAAGACGCCCUUCUGUAUCAGCCAGGCCGGAAAGAGCACAGUCACCAUCCCCAUCUACUUCAACGCCACCAUCCCGGCCGAGGUCGAACUCGUUCGCGUGGAUCUCGAGACAAACAGCGAGGAGGUCAUGAAGCUCGGCAGCUCCCAGAUUCGCGAGAUUGGGAAGCAGGCCAGGAAGAUCACCGACGACGCUUCCGAGACCUCGUACCGAUACGACUUCCCCGUCAAGAAGCCCGGCGCAUACAGGCUGAACAAGGUCCUCGACGAGUACAAGCUCGAGGUCCAGAGAUAUACGGAACCUACCUAUGUCGUCCCGUGCCCCAAGGCGCUAGUACGCCGUGCCGAAUCGUCCACUCGCUGUCUCAACGAGCUGUCCAACCUGUCCCUGGAUGUCCACGGCACACCUCCCCUCAAGAUUGUCUACAGCCGGACCAUCAACGGCAAAGACCACAGCUUCCAUUUCCAGAGUCUGCAGCCAGAUGGCUUCUCCUCCCCGCUACUCGGGUCUGCAAGAUCCUCCAGCAUAGUUCUUGCGGAUGGAGAAGAUGUCUCUUGGGCCAAGGCCCAACAGGUGGCUGUGUCGUUGAACGAGUCCAUGAGCCAGGCGGGAGAGUGGCAGUACUCCAUUGAUGAGGUUCACGACGUUUUUGGCAAUGUCGUCAAGUAUACGCAGUCAGGCGAAGAAGCAGAGGUCAAACCCAAGCCGAAGCAUCUGGUUCAGAACUUUGUGGUUCGUGAAAGACCACAGGCGACUCUCCGUGGCUGUGACUUGAGAAAUCCCCUCAAGGUCGCUAAGGGCCAGUCCACGGUGUUGCCCGUCAGCUUCAGCCUGCCCGGCCGGGUUUCAGACCGCGCGUCGUACACCCUGACUUGGCAGUUCUCCCCCAUCGACACUCUUACGAAGAGUGGCGACCAUGGAGACGUUGUCGAGGUUGGCACUUUCGCAGCUAAGAACUCGCACAGCCAGCCGACGAUAUCCGCUCCCGGUCUUUACACUCUCAAGUCAAUUGCCUGCGACUCUUGCGAGGGCGAGAUUGAGGAGCCGUCCUCGUGUCUCCUGCUCAACCCCUUGGAACCCAAGCUGUCUGUGCAGGCCGAGGAGAUCCCUGACAAGUGUGCCGGCGCCUCCAUUGGUCUUCGCGUUGACCUCGACCUCGUUGGCACACCGCCAUUCAAGGUUGUCUACGACAUCAGCAGCGACACUGAGCGGUCGAGAAGGGAGAGUGUUGUUGUCAAAGGUUUGCGGCAACAGAUCGACCUUCUGCCGAGAAGCGCUGGCCGAUACCAGUACAGAUUUAGGGCGCUUGAGGAUGCUAUUUACAAGAAUAUCCCCUUGCCGCUUGGGAAUGAGUACUAUUUGGAACAGUACGUCAAGCCACCGGCAACGGCCUUCUUCCAGGACCAAGCGUCUGUGGUCAGCGCCUGCCUGGAUGAAGCGGUGGAGGUCAACGUAGCGCUCAGUGGGGAUGGCCCCUUUACUCUCGAAUGGGAGCUAGUCCACGACGGAAAGAAGAAGUCUGAGAAGGUCACCGACAUCACCUCGGAAUCCUACAAGAUCAAGACAAACCCUCUGGCCCAAGGUGGAGAGUACACGCUUGCCCUGACCAGCAUUCAAGACAAGGCAGGAUGUCGAAUCUUCUUGAAAGAGGAGAUGAAGAUCAACGUCCGAAGGCAGCGGCCACGUGCUGCCUUUGGUCUGAUCGAGAACAAAAAAGCGGCCACGGUUGUCGAGGACGCCAAGGUCAGCAUCCCCCUACGCCUUUCUGGCGAUGGGCCUUGGAAGGUUACCUACCGCAAUCGUGACGGCGGAAGUGGCGAGCAAACCAAGGUUGCGCGGUCCAACAAUGACUUUAUCGAAACGACCGAGCACGGCACAUUUGAGAUCACUGAUGUGAUGGAUAAUCAGUGUCACGGACAGGUUGCCCCAGAAGCGUCGACCUUUGACAUACACUGGUUUCCACGACCAGAGCUGGGCUUGGUUCCUGCGGACAGCAUCUCUGAGAGGGGUGGCGUCUUCGUGAAGGACGAUGUUUGUGAAGGCGACAUCGACGGCUUCGAAGUCGCACUCAAGGGUUCAUCACCUUACCACGUCUCCUACGAGAUCAAGCACAAGCCAAGGUCAGGCUCGGGCUCCGUUGGCCGGAGAGAGUUCGAUGCGGUCAUGCCCAAAGCCUCGAUUGCCAUGGACACCGCUAAAGCCGGUGUCUACACGUACAAGUUCUCAGCACUGGCCGAUAACCUCUACAACAACGACAAGAGGAAGUUCCAGCCGCUCACGCUUGAGCAGACGGUAAACGCCAAGCCGUCAGCCUCCUUUGCCAAGCCGGGACAAAUCUUCAAGCUGUGUUUCUCGGAACAGGACUAUGAAGAAAAGAUCCCCAUCACCCUCCAGGGCUUUGCGCCGUUUUAUGUCGAGAUCGAAAUCCGUCACCAUUCUGGCAACAUCCCGGAGACUUUCCGAAUUCCUAACAUUCCGACCAAUACCUAUGGCAUACAGAUUCCACGCCAGUAUCUCAAACUCGGAGCCCAGACUAUCCGCAUCCGCAAGGUUCGCGAUGCUCGUGGCUGCCAGCAGAAGAUUGAGGUUGGUGGACCGUCUGUUCAAGUCCAGCUCUACGACGCACCGGCAAUCUACCCACUGGAGACACGAAACGAUUACUGCGUGGGCGAGCGAAUCGCCUAUACCCUCUCGGGCACGCCUCCGUUUGAUGUACAAUACACCUUCGCCGGGUCCCAGAUGAAGGCCAAGUCCCAAACUACCAACUUCCGUCGUAUCGCAGAAGCUCCUGGCGAAUUUGCCAUCACGGCAAUUAGCGACAAGGCCUCCGAUUGCCGAGCUGCCAUCAACCUCUCCAAGACCAUUCACCCGAUGCCGUCAGUCAAGAUCAGUCGUGGCAAGGUGGUCCGCGUUGAUAUCCACGAAGGGUCCGAAGUUGAGAUCCUCUUCGAGUUCUGGGGCACGCCGCCUUUCGAGUUCACCUACACGCGAAGCACGAACGCCAAGAAGGGCCAAAGACCCACCAUCCUCGAGACCAGACAUGAUAUCUCAUACGAGCACAGCAAGGUAGUGACAGCGAGCCUGGAAGGUACAUACGAGGUGGUAGCCAUCAAGGACAAGUUUUGCGCCUUCAGCACCGUCAACGUGGAGGGCAAGGAGAGGAAAGGUGGACAGAAGAUGUUGACCUACUAG
This is a messenger RNA of Neoarthrinium moseri, 3825 nucleotides long. RefSeq lists its product as uncharacterized. Gene Ontology annotation, molecular function: structural constituent of nuclear pore. NCBI's taxonomy places the organism in Eukaryota, Fungi, Ascomycota, Sordariomycetes, Amphisphaeriales, Apiosporaceae. The record is from RefSeq and is a predicted model, not a curated record. Bases 1 to 3825 code for a protein of 1274 amino acids. Gene Ontology annotation, biological process: protein import into nucleus; nuclear pore organization. The transcript has 2 exons. Gene Ontology annotation, cellular component: nuclear pore transmembrane ring.